This is a messenger RNA of Daucus carota subsp. sativus, 1227 nucleotides long. RefSeq lists its product as uncharacterized. Lineage: Eukaryota; Viridiplantae; Streptophyta; Magnoliopsida; Apiales; Apiaceae. The transcript is spliced from 5 exons. The record is from RefSeq and is a predicted model, not a curated record. The coding region runs from base 327 to 890 and encodes 187 amino acids.
GAUCAUCUUGUGUCACUGUUAGGACACUGACUCAUAAAUUUAACGAAACGUAUCUGAUUCUAGAUGUAUCUGCCGAAAGUUUAUGUACAAAUUGACAUGCUGGGCCCCCCACUUCCUCCUUCCCAUUUAAACUCUCCCAACAAAACUACAGUUGACUCACUUUCCAUUUUCCCAGCAGUCCUAAAUCAAGAAACACGUUUUCAUUGUUUCUCAACUGGGCUUCUCAUUUUUAUUUUUUUUUUAGCUAAAUUGCUUCUGACUUUCGUUUAUAAACCUUAAAUCUUGCUUGCCCAGAUCAAAAUCUUGGCAGAAAAAGAAAAAACAAUAUGUAUCCAAAGGUGAAGGUGAGAGAUGAAGCACAAGAUGUUGAUGAAGAUGAUUAUGCUACAAGAUUCUGUAAGGCUUUGGAUGCUCUGUCCUUGCAUAAUUUUCCAUCUCCCCCAGUAAAGGAACUUGAAGACAAUUCUCUGCCGUCAGUAGUAAAAAUUCCCAAGUCAUAUGUCUCAAAGCCAGUCAUGCCAAUGGCUCCUGUAUCCAGAGGAUCAGCAAAGAGCAUCAAAAUAAAAGUUGUGGAGGAAGAAAAACAAAAUAUUAGAGCUAGUUCAGUCCCCCGACCACGUGCUGUCUUAUCUAGUCCUGAUAAUGAUGGUUUACUUAAAAGUAAGCAGAAAUCAAGACCAGAAAGAUCUUCAGGUUUGAGAAAUCACAAUCAAUGUCAAAACCGACACGUCCAGUGCAAGGUUGUCCCAAAAUCCAUUGAUGCUGAAGGUCGUCCUAUUAACAAAACAAGAGAAACCAAUGAAGCUGUUCACAGUAGAAUCAAUCCCAAAGUUAUAAGGGUGUCACCCUUAGCCGAGCCAAAUAAAAGAGCUUACCUGAGAAAGGGUUAGUGAUUUCUGCUUAAAGUUGAAGAAAGUUACCUCGACAAAGUAACUAAAUUUUUGUCUUAAUUCAUGUUUGUGUAAUAUAUACAGUGUGUAACAGAUAAGCUUCCACUUAAAAAGAAGUAAAAGCACGACUUUAUUACGUUUUGCUUUCUCUGCAUAUAGCAUUUCUUUUCAUUUCAUAAUCUGCUGGCCUUGAAUGUGGACAUCAGUAAGAGAAUUAGAUUAGGAUAAUGAAUCUGCAGCAGAAUUUGGAGCCUGCUGUAGUUUUUCGUUGAGGAAACUUUGUAUAGUGCUAAGUGCUGUACUGCUGCUGUGUUAUGAAAAAACAUGUUUAUUGAUA